AAACUGGGCGUGUUGUCGACCAUUAAUGUCAUUCUGGGCAAGACUCUGGGUGUCAGUGCUUACACGGUCCCAUCGGCCAUAUUUGAAGGUGUCGGGUCAGUGGGCAUGGCCCUGUCACUAUGGAUCAUUGGCGCCAUUAUAUCUUUCUGCGGCAUGGCCGUCUAUCUAGAUCUCGGCACGGCGAUGCCCAAGAGCGGUGGUGAACGCGUCUACCUCGAACGCAUAUUUCGGAAACCGUACAUGUUGGCGACGUUUAUGUUCAUGUCGUACGCUGUUUUGCUGGGAUUCUCGACUCCGAACGCGAUAGUGCUGGGGGAUUACGUUCUUUACGCCCUGGGCAUCCAACGAAAUCGAUGGAACGUCCGUGCGAUUGCUGUUCUGGCCGUGUCAGUACUCUGCUACAUCCAUGCCCGGCAUCCGAAACUCGGUCUCAAGCUUAUCAAUAUCCUUGGCGUGGGGAAGCUGGUCAUCCUUGUGAUAGUAAUCCUGUCUGGGAUUGCUGGCGGCUUGAUGGGCGUGGGACGUCUAGGCGCAGUAUUGGAAGGCAGACGGUUUGACGUACCGUUUUCUGUCGACCCGACUUUGAGCACGGCACAGCGUAACUUUAGCAACAUCUGGGCUGGGUCGUCGAUGCAGCCCUACGACUAUGCAACCGCACUCCUGAAGGUCGUUUACUGUUUCAGGGGCUACAGUACCGCCAACCAAGUGCUCUCCGACGUGAAGAACCCCGUGCGAACCCUUAAGGUCGCCGCACCGGUGGCACUGGGCGUCGCAUCUCUCUCCUACCUCGCCAUUAACAUCGCCUUCUUCCUGGUAGUCGACAAGGCAGACUUCAAAUCCUCCGGUAUCGUCGUGGCCGGGACUUUCUUCUGCAACGUCUUUGGACAAUCGGUGGGAACGCACAUCCUACCCCUUUUCGUCGUCAUAUCCGCAGCAGGCAACAUCGCCGCCACGUCGUUUUCCCAAGCGAGAGUAAACGAGGAACUCGCCAAAGACGGCCUUCUCCCCGGCAGCAAAUUAUGGGCAACCAAGCCCAGCACCGCAGUUUCUCUCGACCAACUGAACGAGCCCUUUAAGAAAACCCGCCUGCCUCUACCAGGCUCUGACACCCCCACAACCCCCUCCCGCGGCCUCCUCCUCCACUGGCUCGUCUCUGCCUCAGUAAUCGUGCUCCCUCCCCCAGGCAGAAUCUACAACUUCCUCGUCGACAUCGGCGGGUAUCCUGUGUCGGCUAUUUCCGUCGCCGUCAGUCUCGGGCUUUGGUAUCUACACGCCACCCCGUCAGAACGCUGGAGCUCCCCACACCCCGCAAACUGCAUCAGCAUCGUCGUCUUCGCUGCCUCGAAUUGCGUACUCCUUGUUUUCCCCUGGAUCCCGCCCCAACGCAGUGGUACUGGGGAGCAGGGGCAGGGAGAAGGAGAUGGGUUUCCUUCUUAUGCGUACCCGGCUACGGCGUUGGCAGUGUUGGGGAGUGGGGCGGUUUAUUGGGGGUGGUGG
Pseudomassariella vexata is the source of this 1497-nucleotide messenger RNA. Its product is annotated as amino acid/polyamine transporter I. The record is from RefSeq and is a predicted model, not a curated record. The transcript has a single exon. Gene Ontology annotation, molecular function: L-amino acid transmembrane transporter activity. The annotation marks the transcript as partial. NCBI's taxonomy places the organism in Eukaryota, Fungi, Ascomycota, Sordariomycetes, Amphisphaeriales, Pseudomassariaceae. Gene Ontology annotation, cellular component: membrane. Gene Ontology annotation, biological process: amino acid transmembrane transport.